UGAGAGCACCAGAGCGGGCAGGCGGGCGGAAGUUAAAAAGCACAAUGUACGCUCUGGCGUUCCCAGUGCGUAUUACAACGCACCGAAUGAACAGAAUGGGGAAGUGCAAAUUUGCAGCGUUCUGGCUGGAAAUGCCGGACUUCAAAGAGUGGCUGCAGCCAGUCGAGGGGAAUGUCAGGGAGGCAUAUUGUACAUUAUGCAAGAAAAAAAUAAGUAUUGUGUCAAUGGGCCUUAACUCGUUAAAGUCCCACAUGUGUUGUGCUAGCCACAAAGCUGCUGCUACCCGCCGAGAGCAGCAGCUCUCCAUUGCUAGCUUCUGUGGUAACCGCGUUGUUGCACCACCACAACCUAGUGCCAACGUCGUUACACCACCGCCAGUCGGACCAGAAGCUACAGCUACGACCCGGGCUGUCUCUGCUUCCUCAUCUUCUGCAGCCAACAUCAGAGUGGCUCUGGGCGGCACAGCAACACUGCGUGCUGAGGUGUUGUGGUGUCUCCACACAGCGGAGAAACACCAUUCACUGAACUCAAAUGAAAACUUGGCUGAAGUUUUCAAGGCUAUGUUUCCAGAUUCGGAUAUAGCAAAGUCGUUCACUUGUGGCAAGGACAAAACUGGAUACAUCAUACGAUUCGGGUUAGCACCACACUUCAAGCAGGAGCUCAUCAACACCAUCAACAAGGCUGGCCAGUUUGAUUUAAUGUUUGACGAGUCGCUCAACCAGUCAACAAAAAUGAAACAGCUUGAUGUACACAUUCGAUUCUGGGAAGAUGAUCGUGUCCAAUCUAGGUACCUUGGCUCUCAAUUCUUGGGACACGGAAAAGCUGUCGACCUGUUGCAUCACAUCAAAGAAUGUGUUGCAAAACUGAAUAUGAGGCAGCUUCUCUCCAUCAGUAUGGACGCCCCAAAUGUCAACUUGAAGCUUGUAGACCUCCUCCAGACUGAGCAUGCUGAGCUGUAUGGUGCUCAUCUGGUUAAUGUUGGAAGCUGUGGGCUUCACACCCUCCACAAUGCACUGAAGGCAGGCUUUACCAUGUGGCAGAUGGACAAGCUCAGUGCAAGAGGAGAUAGAAGACCUGAAAAGGAAACGAACGGUUCUGACAGAGGUGUGCGACUCCCUCCAAACAGAUGCUGAUAAGUUAGCCGAGCAGGCAGAGGGGAAAUCUGGGACAUUAAUGGCACAACUGAUCACGAAGUCCAACAUCCUCAGAAGACGUAUUAAAGAAAAACGGAACGAAUUGGUCCAAACUGAGAAGCUGCUGGGAACAAAAUCAGAAGAACUGAGGCACAUGUCAGCAUGAUUGUUGUUGAGG
Molecule: messenger RNA, 1311 nt
Organism: Perca flavescens (yellow perch)
Lineage: Eukaryota; Metazoa; Chordata; Actinopteri; Perciformes; Percidae
Exons: 3
Coding region: 45-1133 (362 amino acids)
Source: RefSeq, a predicted model, not a curated record